Molecule: messenger RNA, 1233 nt
Organism: Protopolystoma xenopodis
Lineage: Eukaryota; Metazoa; Platyhelminthes; Monogenea; Polystomatidea; Polystomatidae
Source: the annotation of a GenBank genome assembly
UACCAGAACUUCAUCAAGACCUACGCCGGCCAGUACGCCGGCUCUCGGCUGGACCAGUUCUACUCGACCACCCUCGGCGGAGACGCCGAAGAGGCUGGCUCGUCAGCGGCGAAACCGAUGUCUUCAACGGCUCCAGAGUCGACGACCACCAUGGACAUGAACUAUCUGCAGUACACGCAUUAUUGGCAGUCGUACCGGCAAAAGUACGAGACGUCAAGUGCUCCUGUCGUCCCGGAGACUAGCCAGUCGGCUUCCGGAAUGGACACCUCCAUUUCCGUCACGGUUGAAAUGCCCCUCGGCGACUCGUCCCAGUCGUCGGGCCAAGGCAGAACUGUUGAGCCGGAAGAAGACGACUUGGAUGAAAAGGAGAAAAGCAAAAAAGUGAAGCAGCAAGAAGACGAGGAUGAAAAGGAGGAAGAAGAUGAAGCGGCCUCUUCAACUGAGCUCCCGAAACCCAGUGUCGAUAUGAACACAGCCGCUUCUCUAAUCGAAUUCGACGAAAAGCCCCAUCCUCAUCAUCACACCACAACCACAGAUUUAUUGGACAAAAGUGACCUCGUCCAUGGCCAUCACAAUUUGACGCUUCCACCCCCCAUCGAACGGCCCGACGGAAUCGCGUCCACGGAGCCUGGAGAUGUCGGCAAGGACUACCUGUUGAGCGUAGACAUCAUCGCGAACAAGAAAGACGAUCUAUCAGAGACGCCAACCAGCGACCAAGGGACAACGUUGGCAAUCAGCACGACUCAAGACGUCUCCGAUGUGAUCACUAUGCACGCGUCGACAACGGACGACGAUGAACUGACGGACCAGUCUGAAAGGCACAAGCCAACCGCAGACACGACAGUGCUUGUGUCGUCUUCUCCUUCUUCCAGCAAAAUAUCGGCCUCAACUACGGCCCUUCUCGUCUCCCCGACCGUUGGUGUGGAGAAACGAUUUACGCGUAUGAGGCUUAGGCAUAAAAGGCGAAAAGGGUACAUGAGCCAAGAUGACCAAGAAGACCAGGAAGAGGAUAGUGCAGAAAGUGAGAAUGUUGAGGACGAGAAGGAGGUAGAAACAGGCAAAUCUGGGACAAAAAACGACAAAUCGGAGGCCAACAAGCGAAAGAACGGAAGAUAUGCACGAAAAAACAAUGAAAAGCCCAUGAUGGAAAAAGAUCGCCAGUUUAGGAAAGGCUGGGGCAAUGAGUCGAAAGACGAAAACGGCGAUUCUACAGACGAUGAGGACGAGGUAUAG